Molecule: messenger RNA, 411 nt
Organism: Trypanosoma cruzi
Lineage: Eukaryota; Euglenozoa; Kinetoplastea; Trypanosomatida; Trypanosomatidae
Exons: 1
Coding region: 1-411 (136 amino acids)
Source: RefSeq, a predicted model, not a curated record
AUGGGAGGCGGUGCGUCGAGUACGUCAUGUGACGAUCCGACAACCACCAGCCGAAUCAAAUACCGCAACGGCUACCCGAAAGUUUUGGGCGACGAGGUGAUUGGCUGCUUCAGUACAGUUGACGAAACGGGCGAAGUAAUGGCACCGCCGGGGCUCCUCUACCGCAUUGUGGAUAGAUCCAAAAGGCAAUGGACCUUCUACAACGACGCAAAGGAGUACAACAUGGUGAUAACAGGGUACUUUGGACCGCUAAAUAUCAUCAAGGCGCUCGGAAAGGCAAAGAUGUGGCGUGAGAUGCCAAGUGGACUUCUCAUCGUUGAGCUCGUCGUUGAACCAUUGCGGACGGAGCCCUAUUUAGAGGGCGUCGUCACGGAUGGGUUUGACUUGCGAUUUAGAGCCCUGCCGACAUGA